Zingiber officinale is the source of this 712-nucleotide messenger RNA. RefSeq names its product ethylene-responsive transcription factor 15-like. Bases 69 to 515 code for a protein of 148 amino acids. The transcript has a single exon. Lineage: Eukaryota; Viridiplantae; Streptophyta; Magnoliopsida; Zingiberales; Zingiberaceae. Gene Ontology annotation, molecular function: DNA-binding transcription factor activity; DNA binding. The record is from RefSeq and is a predicted model, not a curated record. Gene Ontology annotation, biological process: ethylene-activated signaling pathway; regulation of DNA-templated transcription.
GACGACGGAGCGGUCGAUUUCCACGUCCCUACUCACGGCCACAUCUCCUCCUUCUCCUCCUCCUCCGCAUGGCCUCUGCGGCGACGUCGUACCGGGGGGUGAGGCGGCGGCCGUGGGGGAAAUUCGCGGCGGAGAUCCGGGACUCUACGCGGCACGGGGUCCGGGUGUGGCUGGGGACGUUCGACAGCGCGGAGGCCGCGGCGAUGGCUUACGACCAAGCUGCUCUCUCGAUGCGCGGUCCCGCGGCGGUGCUCAACUUCCCGGUGGACCGGGUCAGGGAGUCCCUGCCCGGGGUGGAGUGGCGGGAGCUGGAGCAGGGGGGGUCGCCGGUGGUGGCGCUGAAGAGGAAGCACUCCGCCAGGAGGAAGUCAUCAGUGGACAAGAAAGAGAAGGUCGCCGAGAGUAGCUGCAGCAGCGGCGGCAGCUACAGCAGUAGUGUGUUGGAGUUCGAAGACUUGGGAGCGGAGUACUUGGAGGAGCUUCUAUGGAGUACUUCGGCAGAGGCUGCAUCUUAACUUGAACUGCUCUGCUCUGAUAGAGAAAACUAUGAAACUUGUCUAGUUUGUUUGUUUUGGUUUGGUGGGGAGUGGACGAUCUGAUAGUAAUAGACAUCGAUCUCGUUCAAUUAUCUACACUUUUUCGCUAUAUGAAGGUGAAAUUUUGUACAAACAUGGAAUAGAAGUAAAAUGUGCCACAAAACAGAGUUAACCCU